AUGGCGCAGAGAUUUGGCGAUGCUUACUCCCAGCCCAGCGCCGGCGGUGAUGCGCCGCCAGCGCGCCAGCGUCGCAUGUCGAUGGAGGAGGACAUGUUCUACCGAAAUAUUAUGACCUCGCGGCCAGCGAAACCGCCAAGUUAUGAGACUGCCGUGAGAUCUGCUCUUGCUGCUCAGCGGAAGGCUCAGAGUGCUCCCCAAACGCAACAACCCGAGGAGGUGCUCCCGCCAUACUCGACCGACAUCCAGCUAGAGGGCGUGUUCAUGCGCAAGAUGGAAAUCGAGGAGACGACUAAGCGAGCUGAGUAUCGUGACUGGAGAAUGGUUUAUGUCGAGCUUCGGGGGACGAUGUUGAAUGUCUACUCAGUCAAGAAGGAAAGAGGAUGGUGGGCGUCAAAACAUGACGGCCCAGACAUCUCACCAGACAAUCCGCCCUGGGUGAAGAAAGGGUCAUUAGAGAGAGCUUACAGCCUGCUCUAUGCGGAUGCUGGCAUUGCUGCUGACUACAGGAAGCGGCGAUAUGUCAUCCGUAUGAGACUAGAGACAGACCAGUUCCUUUUAUCCUGCGUCGAGCUCAGUACUUUUGUUAAAUGGCUAGACGGGAUUUUUGCUGCCAUCAACAUAUCUGCGCCCAUCGACGAGCGCGACUUCCCGAGAGAUUUCAGCAUACCUCGCGUACAAAGGAUACGAUGGCUGCGCGGACAACGACCCCGGCCAGAAGACAGCAUAGGCUUUCAACGGUUGACCGAACAGCAACAACGAGAAAGCGAUGAAGACGACGACGAUGCAACCGAUGGUGGUGACGACGGUGGGGAACCGCCCGACCAGGGGGGAAAUACUGGAGGAGCUGCGAUCUACGGCCCGCGAACCGACCAUCCCAUCGUGGGCAGACUCUCGACAACGUCGUACCCCAAUGAGAAUAUCGAUCCUGAUACCGGCAAGUGGCGGCCACAACAUCACUGGACUCCGGUUCACGACCAGCUCUAUGCCCGUCUCUGCUACGCCGUCCUGCUGUUCAAGAGCCCACGAAAGAGCAAUUACAUCGUCAACCGGGGUAAGCGCUGGUACGUCGAUUGGGAGACGGGCAAAAUGGUGCGGGUUCUGCCGCCUGCCUAUGGCGAAGUCGACGUCAUGGGGCCAUGGCAGGUCAUUAGGGCCGAAAACAGGCUUCUUUAG
Molecule: messenger RNA, 1176 nt
Organism: Thermochaetoides thermophila DSM 1495
Lineage: Eukaryota; Fungi; Ascomycota; Sordariomycetes; Sordariales; Chaetomiaceae
Exons: 2
Coding region: 1-1176 (391 amino acids)
Source: RefSeq, a predicted model, not a curated record